ACAUAUUUGUCGUCCUAACAAAUUCUUCUCUAUAUUUUACAAAAUUCUGUCUAUUCCUCAAAACCACAACUUCAAGGAGGUAGCAAUUCUACUGGUGGCUGUUCCAUUUCUAAUUUUAAAUUAUUCUUCAAACACAGAGUUGUAGGAUUUGGACAAAAAAAGGGAUAUUAAUUUGAGGUGAAGACUCGAUCACACCAUAAUUGAUCACUCUAAAGCUUCCAUCCAUGGCUGAAGAAGCUCAGAAGUAUGCAGUUGUCACCGGCGCAAACAAGGGGAUCGGGUUGGAGACAUGUCGGCAGCUGGCAUCUCGGGGCAUCACAGUUGUGCUGACAGCUCGAGAUGAAAACAAAGGUCGUGAAGCCGUAGAAAAGCUCGAGGCGUCAGGCCUUGUAGAUCGUGUGAUCUUCCAUCACUUGGAUGUUACUGAUAAUUCAGUUACUGCUCUGGUUGAAUUCAUCCAGUCCCUAUUCGGAAGGCUCGAUAUCUUGGUGAACAAUGCAGGGAUUGCCGGUUCCAAGGUGGAGUGGGAGGCUAUAGAUCUUAAAGUUCAAGCCGAGAUAGAUUGGAAUAAGAUCUCGACUGAUAUCUCCUAUGAGUCCACAAAAGACACUAUUGAAACGAACUACUAUGGUACCAAAAGGAUCACCGAAGCGCUUCUUCCCCUUCUCCAACUCUCAAACUCACCGAGGAUUGUAAAUGUAUCUUCUACAUUAGGGAACCUUAAGUAUAUACCGAGUGAGUGGGCAAGGGGGAUACUCAACGACGAAGAAAAUUUGACAGAGGAGCGAAUAGACGGAGUGGUGAACGAGUUUUUAAAAGACUCCAAGGAAGAGGAAGUUGAAGCCAAAGGGUGGCCUAAAUCAAUGGGUGGAUACAUGGUUUCGAAAGCAGCCAUGAAUGCCUACACAAGGAUUCUUGCCAAGCAAUACCCCAGCUUUCGGAUCAAUUGUCUCUGCCCUGGGCUCGUGAAAACGGAUAUUACUCGCAAUGUAGGGGUGUGGACGGCCGAAGAAGGAGCAGAAAUCCCGGUUAUGCUGGCGACCCUGCCCGAUGAUGGUCCUACCGGUCGCUACUUUUACCGCAACACUCUGGCUGACUUCUGAGAAAUACUUGUAUUGUUGUUGCUGAAAGAUAGUAAGCAUGGAUCAAUCUCAAUCUCAUUAUAAUUGUAUAAGUAAACACACUUAUGUGCGCAAAUGCAGGUGGAGAUUUAGGAUAUUCAACACAAUAUUGACAACAUAUCAAAUAUUAAUAUCAUAAAGUUAUUACAGAUUGGAUCAAGUGCUGAAAAUGAAUUUUCAGCACAAUGCUGAACACUUACAUUUUAAUUUGUAUUAUUAUAUUAAUUAUAUUAUUUA
Molecule: messenger RNA, 1358 nt
Organism: Andrographis paniculata
Lineage: Eukaryota; Viridiplantae; Streptophyta; Magnoliopsida; Lamiales; Acanthaceae
Product: (+)-neomenthol dehydrogenase-like
Exons: 6
Coding region: 225-1103 (292 amino acids)
Cellular component (GO): membrane
Molecular function (GO): oxidoreductase activity, acting on the CH-OH group of donors, NAD or NADP as acceptor
Source: RefSeq, a predicted model, not a curated record